Messenger RNA from Arabidopsis arenosa, 2981 nucleotides. NCBI's taxonomy places the organism in Eukaryota, Viridiplantae, Streptophyta, Magnoliopsida, Brassicales, Brassicaceae. The record is from the annotation of a GenBank genome assembly.
GAAGAUUGAUGAGCUACUUAUUUUUGCUGUAUCUGAUUAUUACCUAAUUUAGAGUUUUGAUUCGUCUUAUGGAGUUUAUUCGAUUGAAUUAGAUACUUUGAUUCCUGGGGAAUCUUUAUUCUUCCUCUGGUUGUUGAAGAGAAAAAUAAUGUCGACGAAGAUCAAAGGAGAGCUUUUUUCCUCCAGAAGCUUAAUAUCUAAGAAAUGGACAUUUUUACUCUGCUUUGGGAGCUUCUGCUUUGGGAUACUCUUCACCGAUAGGAUGUGGAUUAUUCCAGAGUCUAAAGACAUGGCUCGACCAUCUGUAAGUACAGAAGCUGAAAGGCUGAAACUGAUCUCUGAGGGCUGUGAUCCGAAAAAUCUCUACCAGAAAGAAGUAAAUCGUGAUCCUCAAGCUUUGUUUGGAGAAGUUUCCAAGACUCAUAAUGCUAUACAGACAUUGGAUAAGACCAUUUCAAGUUUAGAGAUGGAGUUAGCUGCAGCAAGAUCAGCACAGGAGUCUUUGAUAAACGGUGCUCCUAUAUCGAAUGAUUUGGAGAAGAAGCAAAUACCAGGCAAAAGGCGAUAUUUGAUGGUUGUGGGGAUUAAUACUGCUUUUAGUAGCCGAAAGAGAAGAGAUUCUGUCCGAACAACUUGGAUGCCUUCAGGUGAGAAAAGAAAGAAGUUGGAAGAAGAGAAGGGAAUUAUUAUACGGUUUGUGAUUGGUCAUAGUGCCACGGCUGGCGGAAUUCUAGACCGAUCCAUUGAAGCAGAGGACAAGAAGCAUGGAGAUUUCUUGAGAUUGGACCAUGUUGAAGGAUACCUUGAGUUAUCAGGCAAAACGAAAACAUAUUUUUCUACCGCGGUUUCAAAGUGGGAUGCAGAAUUCUAUGUCAAAGUAGAUGAUGAUGUUCAUGUAAAUAUCGCAACUCUUGGGGAAACUCUUGUUAGACACAGGAAGAAACAUCGAGUCUAUAUCGGCUGCAUGAAAUCUGGUCCAGUCCUAUCUCAAAAAGGAGUUAGAUACCAUGAGCCUGAAUAUUGGAAAUUUGGUGAGAAUGGAAACAAGUACUUCCGUCACGCUACUGGACAGUUAUACGCCAUUUCAAGAGACUUGGCUUCGUACAUUGCCCUUAAUCAGCAUGUUCUGCACAAAUAUGCAAAUGAGGAUGUUACAUUAGGUGCUUGGUUUAUCGGGCUUGAUGUUACACAUAUCGACGAUAGAAGGCUAUGUUGCGGCACACCUCCUGAUUGUGAAUGGAAGGCACAAGCAGGCAACAUAUGUGUAGCUUCAUUCGACUGGACCUGUAGCGGUAUCUGCAGAUCAGCUGAUCGAAUCAAAGAGAGUGUGAAUGUUUGGAUUUAUGAGUCCAAACUUGGUGAGAAAAAACACUAUCUACCACCAGGUGAUUUGGGAUGGCCAAUCAUAGGCAACAUGUGGUCCUUUCUUAGAGCUUUCAAGACAUCUGAUCCUGAAUCCUUCAUCCGAUCAUACAUCACAAGGUAUGGGCGUACUGGUAUUUAUAAAGCACACAUGUUUGGGUACCCAUGUGUACUAGUAACAACACCAGAGACUUGUCGACGAGUUCUAACAGAUGAUGAUGCCUUUCACAUAGGUUGGCCAAAAUCUACCAUGAAACUCAUUGGCAGGAAGUCCUUUGUCGGUAUCUCCUUUGAAGAACACAAGCGGCUCAGGCGUUUGACUUCUGCUCCUGUCAAUGGCCCUGAAGCUCUCUCUGUCUACAUACAAUUCAUUGAAGAAACUGUUAUUACUGAUCUAGAAAAAUGGUCCAAAAUGGGAGAAAUCGAGUUCUUAUCUCAUCUGCGUAAGCUUACAUUUAAGGUCAUUAUGUACAUAUUUCUCAGCAGUGAGAGUGAGCAUGUUAUGGAUGCACUGGAACGGGAAUAUACCAACCUUAACUAUGGAGUUCGAGCAAUGGGUAUUAAUCUUCCUGGGUUUGCUUAUCAUAGAGCUUUGAAGGCAAGGAAAAAACUUGUAGCUGCCUUUCAGUCCAUAGUGACUAACCGAAGAAAUCAAAGGAAGCAGAAUAUUUCAUCCAAUAGAAAAGAUAUGCUGGAUAAUCUAAUCGAUGUUAAAGAUGAAAACGGAAGAGUUUUAGAUGACGAGGAAAUUAUUGACCUUUUGUUGAUGUAUCUUAAUGCGGGUCAUGAAUCUUCUGGACACCUCACUAUGUGGGCUACCAUUUUGAUGCAAGAACACCCUGAGAUUCUACAAAAGGCAAAGGAAGAACAAGAGAGGAUCGUAAAAAACAGAGCGCCGGGACAGAAGUUGACGCUUAAAGAGACGCGUGAAAUGGAGUAUCUUUCUCAGGUUAUUGAUGAGACACUUCGAGUAAUAACAUUCUCUCUUACUGCUUUCCGGGAAGCAAAGAGUGACGUCCAAAUAGAUGGCUAUAUCAUUCCAAAAGGCUGGAAGGUUCUGACUUGGUUUAGGAACGUCCAUUUGGACCCAGAGAUCUACCCGGAUCCAAAGAAAUUUGAUCCUUCAAGAUGGGAGGGAUACACACCAAAAGCAGGCACAUUCCUUCCUUUUGGUUUAGGAAGCCAUCUUUGCCCGGGAAACGAUCUUGCCAAGCUCGAGAUUUCCAUUUUUCUUCAUCAUUUCCUCCUCAAAUACCGGGUGGAAAGGAGCAAUCCAGGGUGUCCGGUGAUGUUCUUGCCUCACAAUCGACCCAAAGAUAAUUGCUUAGCAAGAAUCACCAAAACGACGCCGUAAUCAUCAUCUUCAAACUAGUAGACCCUUUACCAAAUAUAUAAGCUUCUUCUCAGGUUUCCAUUGUCUCCCUCUUCUCUCAGAACUCGAUCCAAACCGGCCCGGUUUGUGAAUUUGGUUUACUAAGAAAUAUAUGUAACCAUAGUUUGAAGGAUUUUUCAAAGUAAUGUUCAAACUUUCUUCUGGUUUAGUUUCAAAUUUGGUUAUUACAUAUAAGCACACAAAAAAAGUAAAAUCGAAUUGCCUGAAAUAAAAUCUAGUUUGAUUA